AUGGCAACAUUUGAUAACUAAUACGUUGUGGCUUCACACAGAGCAUCAAGUUUCAGUCCAUUCCACUCACUCAGAGCAAUCUUCGCCCCAGUUGGAAUCAAACAAAUCUAUGGCGCUUACGAGAGACCACCUUUCCCAAUCAUUAUUGACCAACCAACUUUCUACGAUAUUGUAAGCAAUUGGGGACUGGCUGAUUACGUGAUGAGCGGCACGAUCUAUGGCUCAGGCAUAAUCUUCGGUUAUGUGAUCUCAAGACCUUUCCCAUCUCUUCAACAAAGACUUCUAGUCUUUCACGCCACUUCACAUUCGUUCUUAGUUCUCUCAGCAUUCUUAAUGUUAUCCAUUCCAUACAGAAGAUUGACUGGUUUCUGGGAUAAUGGUCUUAGAUGGAGAAAGCCUGAAGAUAAACUCAGAAAGUAUGAUAACACCAGUGAAUUCGAAAAAGCCACCAUCUGGGGCAGAAUCAGACCCAGCUCAGAUUGA
Molecule: messenger RNA, 483 nt
Organism: Stylonychia lemnae
Lineage: Eukaryota; Ciliophora; Spirotrichea; Sporadotrichida; Oxytrichidae
Source: the annotation of a GenBank genome assembly